Messenger RNA from Coregonus clupeaformis (lake whitefish), 2020 nucleotides. Its product is annotated as homeobox protein HMX1-like. NCBI's taxonomy places the organism in Eukaryota, Metazoa, Chordata, Actinopteri, Salmoniformes, Salmonidae. The transcript has 2 exons. Gene Ontology annotation, biological process: regulation of transcription by RNA polymerase II; negative regulation of DNA-templated transcription. The coding region runs from base 787 to 1602 and encodes 271 amino acids. Gene Ontology annotation, molecular function: DNA-binding transcription factor activity, RNA polymerase II-specific; RNA polymerase II transcription regulatory region sequence-specific DNA binding. Gene Ontology annotation, cellular component: nucleus. The record is from RefSeq and is a predicted model, not a curated record.
UCGGAGGUGCACGCACGCAGGCACACACGAGCGCACUCAGCAGUAGCUGAGGGGAGACUAGAGGCGAGUCCCCAUCAGACAGAGUCAUUCUCGUAUUCGUCCCUAUUCCUUUUAUAGUGCACUAAUUUUGACCAGGGCUCUUUGACCAGGGCUGUGGUCUAAAGUAGUGCACUGUGUAAGGGACAGAGUGCCAUUUGGGCCGGAAACCUCUCUCCGGUCCUUGAGUAAUCCCAUUUGCUAUUGUGCUUGUUCAAUCAGCGGAUACAGUUGACUCGCUUCCCGCUGUAGGCUACUACCUCUCCGGACUCUGCCCGGUGCUGCUGCUGGCGCCACGGAGCUCCAGGGCCGCCCCUGUAACGAUUUCCACGUGUCGGUAAGGAUUUAUCGUUUAUAAACCGGAGGAAAUGGAGAAACACGUUUGAGAUUGUGCUUUUGAGCUCUGGCCGGGACACACAAGAACAACAACAACAACGGAAAUAACAGUUUUAUUUUGCCUAGUAAUAGAACACACGUGCACGUCGACAACGGAAUUGAAGGUUCGGACGGACGCAGGAGGACCCGUCGUGAUUGUUUUGUUUGAGGGGCCAGGGAUUUGCGUAUUUUCUCAACUAAAAACAUAAUGCACGACAAGGCGACAGACACCCUGGCUUCGACACGGUCGAAAGUCUCCUCGUUUUACAUUGAAAACCUACUCGGCUCGAGUAAGAAUGGAGAGUCAACGUAUUUCAACCGACAAGACACAACAACAACAACAGCCAGUAUAGUAGCAGGACCGCGGAGGAGAGUAUGGAGCGGAAUGAGAUGGUCUACCCUAGCCGAGUCCUAGCGGGACAUCGGAGCCAAGUGGCUGGUCAAGUGGCAGCCUGCUCCGGCCUCGGCGCCGAGGGUUCCCCCCGGAGAGACUCGCAGUUAGCAUGCUACAGAGCGGCUGCAGCCGAUCACUUUAAACCACUAUGUUUCAGAAAGUCCGCCAGUCCCAAAGAGGAAAGCAGAAGCUCAGCUAACCGUUGCUGCUCCAUCUCAGCCAGCGACCGAGACUCCGUCUCUCCCGCCGUGUCGGAAGAACCCACUGAAGGCAGCUACAAAACGGGACGGAAAACGGCAGACAGCAGCCUGACCGACGACAACGACGAAACGCAGAACGCCUUUGAUGAUCGGUCGGACCUUGAAGCCCCUCUGGACCCGAGCUCUGUCCGGAAGAAGAAAACUAGAACCGUUUUCAGUCGGAGUCAGGUGUUUCAGUUGGAGUCGACGUUCGAUUUGAAACGGUACCUCAGCAGUUCUGAACGGGCAGGUCUCGCGGCCUCGCUCCACCUAACGGAAACGCAGGUGAAAAUCUGGUUCCAGAAUCGACGGAACAAAUGGAAGAGACAGUUGGCCGCGGAUCUCGAGGCCACAAACGUUUCCCACUCGGCCCAACGGAUAGUCAGAGUUCCCAUUCUAUAUCACGAGAGCUCCACGCCCUCGACGUUGGGUUUCACCAUCAACGUGCCCCAGGUCUCCCCACCUUUGACGAGUUUCUCAAACCCCGUGAACUAUUCCCUCUCAUCGUUCGCGCACUCCAUGAGUUUGCUACGCUCGCAAAUGAAAGGGUUGGUGUAAAAAAAAAAAAAGAAGAGAGAGACCAUUAUCGGUCUUUCAUUUUUGUUCACACCAUAUUAUCAUUAUUCAGUUAUUGAAGAUACUGAAUCGUGCAAUAAAUGCAAUGGCCGCAGAAAACUAUACAAGUAAAAAAAGUUUGACGCAUCCAAAGAGAAGGCCUUUAGGCUUACAUUGACCAUGAUUAUACACACAUUUUAAAGUGAUAAAUGAUCGCUGUGUUUUUAAAGUUGUUAAUUGUACUACUUUACAUAUCUACUUUAUUCUACUCUCGCCACAGUGGGAUGAUGAUAGUGUUCAGCUGGCCCAUAUUGGCUAGGUUUUGAAUACACACUUAUUUUUGCAAAGACGUUUAUUCAAAGACAGUUUCCAACGUCACUUUUUUUCACAAUAUAGCUGUAAAUAAACAAAUCACAAGAGA